Molecule: messenger RNA, 3642 nt
Organism: Pseudoliparis swirei
Lineage: Eukaryota; Metazoa; Chordata; Actinopteri; Perciformes; Liparidae
Gene: cyldl
Product: cylindromatosis (turban tumor syndrome), like
Exons: 15
Coding region: 290-2587 (765 amino acids)
Biological process (GO): protein K63-linked deubiquitination
Cellular component (GO): cytosol
Molecular function (GO): cysteine-type deubiquitinase activity; K63-linked deubiquitinase activity
Source: RefSeq, a predicted model, not a curated record
GUAAAACAGCGACGUCACAUGGAAAAUGUGUCCCCAACAUUAAUGACAAAGUAUUGCAAAUAAGUUUUUUCAAUAGUUUACAACAAAAAGCAAACUAACAACACAAAUUGAUAUCGGGAAGAGAGUGACAUGCCGAUGACGCCGCACGUGAACUGAAAUGAAAGAGGAAGUGAAACUAACAGCAACUGGUUGAGACUCAAAGCAAGAAGCUCGGAGGCAACGGAGUUUAAAGUUGCCCUCAAGCUCGCAAAAGGUGUGCCUGUGUGUGUUUUUCUAUACAGUUCACGUCAUGACGUCAUCAAACAACCGGUACUUCAUCCUAACUAAACAAUCUGAAAACCGUCCUUUGGCCAAACCUGGCAGCAUAUGCUACAUAUCCGAAUACAAAUACAGUUCCCUCACGAGAACAUGUACUCCCACGAAGUUGCCCGUCUGCUUCCUGGACACGCGUACCAUGUUAGAUUACGAGUUGGAGUUCAGUUGCAUGCAGUCGCUGAGCGAAGAGGAAGCCAAGCUGCUGCAGGCCCUGUCCACAGACGCCGAGAGGCUGGAGUGGUUCCGGGAGAGAGAUGCCCUCCAAGCGGCGCAGGGACUCACUGUGGGCACCGCGGUGACGGUGGACGAGGGAGGAGAGAGACUCCGAGGCAUCGUGCGCUACAUCGGAAGUAUGACAGAGCCAUCCUACUCCUGUCCUGUACAGAGCACGUUCUUUGGCAUUGAACUACAGGGUGAAGACAAGGGAAAGGGGAAUACCGGUGGGAUCUACCAAUCCAGAGUCCUCUUCUCCUGCAAGAAGGAUUGUGGCAUUUUUUCCUCGUUCUCCAGAGUCAGGCCUGUGGUUCCCAGCUCCUUGUCCCCCCCCAACGCUGAGCACUCUCAAGCAACAGACGAGCUCGCCCCAGGAGAUCGGGUCACGUACUUCACCGCGGAUAAUUGUCGCCAUGGAAUGGUGUUGCAUGUGCAGGAGCAGGACGGAGAACACGUUGUUCGUAUCUCCACGGACACAGAUGAGAAUGGAAAGAGAGGGGGCGAAGUCGAUGUCCCACUACAGAUGGUUGCGAAGGGGGAGGUGCCCCAAGCUGAAGAGCCAGAGAGGAUGGAGGUUGAUACAACACCAGUGGAAAAAGACAGUGGCGAUCUGAGCCUGAACUCUUUGGUGGAGGUGACCUUGAGCAAGGGCAGGUCCUAUGGAAUCAUCCGCUGGAUCGGCACUCCGCCUGGUUUAACAGAAACCAUGGCUGGCAUCGAGCUGGACGAAGACCACGGGGUCAGUGAUGGCACCUUCAAGAAGGAGCGUUUCUUUGACUGUCCACCGAAGAGAGCCCUGUUCAUGAAGCUUCGAACCUGCCGUCCCGACUCGCGCUUUCAGAGCUCAUCCGCCAGUUGCAGUGAGAGGACACUGAAGCUGGACGACGCAGGGACGGUUGAAGAGGACAACACAGGGAUGCCGUGGACUGUUCCUCCCAUCAGCACAGAGCAGGUCAGCCAGAUUCUGAUUGGACGAAUGAAGGGGAUCCAAGGCCACCACAACUCCUGCUACAUGGAUGCUGCCCUCUUCAGCUUGUUUUCCUGCUCCUCUGUGUUGGACUCCAUGCUGUUUAAAACCACAGACCCUCAAGAUGCUCCGAUUCAGAGCACACUGCUCCACGACAUUGUUAAUCCCCUCCGCAAAAAGGGCUUCGUGGAAGGGCGGCACAUCAUGAAGCUCCGGCAGCAGCUCCAGAAACACGGCUACAGCGAAUCCUUCACCACCGAUGAGAAGGAUCCAGAGGAGUUUCUUACCGUCAUCAUGCACCACAUUCUCGCGCUGGAUCCUCUCCUCAAACUCUCAGUGGGUGGUAAAGUGCAGGAGAGUUACUGCUACCAGAUCUUCUUGGACCAGAACCACAGGCUGGUGCUGCCGACCGUCCAGCAGCUGCUGGAGCAUUCCUUCCACACGGCAGGACUCAAGCUGGCAGAGGUGCCAUCCUGCCUGAUCCUCCAGAUGCCUCGCUUCGGGAAGAAAUUCAAGAUGUUUGACAAGAUCAUUCCCUCUCUGGAGCUGGACAUCACUGACCUCCUCUCUGAAGGUCCUCAACAGUGCAUGCUCUGUGGUGGCUUGGCCCAGGUAGAGUGCACCGACUGUUUUAACGAUCCCUUAUUCGGUCAGACGGGCUUCAAAGUCUUCUGCAGGACGUGUUCAUCCCAGGUACACUCUCAUCCUCAACGCCAUUCCCAUCAACCGGUUGGUCUGGACAUCCCUCAGGGUUAUUUGGGUCACAGCGUGCCUCAUACUCUCAUCAGAGACAAGCUGGAGCUGUUCGCCGUCCUCUGCAUCGAGACGAGCCACUACGUGUCCUUCAUCAAGUACGGACCAAACAGCCAAGACUGGAUCUUCUUUGACAGCAUGGCGGACCGAGAAGGAGAGAGAGACGGAUUCAACAUCCCGGAGGUUCACGCUUGCCCGGAGGUCAGCAUGUACCUGGAAAUGUCUCGCGCGGAGCUGGCCAAUGAGGUGCCUCGAGACAUGAAAGGUGUGGCCAAACGUCUCUUUUGUGAUGCCUACAUGUACCUGUAUCAGAGCACCAGCAUGUGUCUCUAUCGGUGAGGGGACGCCCCCCCCCCGGUCACUGCACAAAAUGUUAAUUUGCAAAUGAAAAUGUGUUGCCUACGCUAUCCUUGUUCUUUGGUUUGUUAUUCUGUGUGUGUGUGUGUGUGUGUGUGCGUGUGUGUUGAGAUACUAUAUACAAAAGAGUUAAAAUUGAAAUAAUUUAGCAAAAUAAUUUACAAUAACUGACAUUGGCAUCUGGGAGAAAAGACAAAUAUUGCACUAUAAUAUUUUGUAAAUUACCUCUUGGUGUUUGAUAUUUUCUCCAAAAGUUAUAUUUACAAUUGUUAUACCGAGAUUGAAUGAGUGUUGCAGAUAUUAAAAAAUCCACGAAGAAGGCGGCAAAUUACUGAUUUAAGAGUGGCGUGUUUGAAUGAGUUUAACUUAACAGGGCUAUUGUAAACACAAUGCUAUUGAUUUGCUCAGUAGUCUCACCAUUGUGCCUUAAUGUGUUCUUUUAAAUCAGGGUUUAGUUUCAGGAACACCUGUAUGGAUUCCUUUGAACAUCAGAUCUGAAAAUGAUGGAUCAUUUGUUCUUUUCAUAUUCAGUUGGCAAUCCAAAAUCGGAAAAUUGAUCAGCCGCUUACAUCACGCAAAUACACUUUCCAGAGUCAAUCAUGUAAAAUAUGUUUCACUCCCAUCUUGAUGUGCACUGCUCCACCUUGCAUCAGCACCAGUGGUGGGCGGGGCUCGGCCAGAUCCAGGAUUUCUCAAUGAGGAAAAAAAACAUGUUAAACAGAACUGUUAACCAUAGUAGAGUAUUUUUGCAUAUACUUUAAAAAGUGUCUAGAGGAGAACUUUAAAAUUGCGGAAUUUGUUUUGAUGGCCUGAAGUUAAAUUCAACAUUUGUGAGUAAUAAAGGUAUGAGGACGCCCCCCCCCCCGCCCCCCCCCUAGGGAUCACUUAUUGGUCUCCUCUCCUGUUCAGUGGGGAAAUGCUUUACUACAAUAUUCCCAUCAAAUAUGCUGAUGACGCUGAGCAUACUACUUGUAUUCCCUCCUCUGAAAGGGAGGCCCACCAAGUGGUUGAGUGUAUUAAAGACAUAAAUGAACUUG